CUGAUGUUUGACGUUAAGAUUUCUUUUUGGUUAUUUUUUCAUAUUUAGUAACUAACAAGUUAAAUAUCUAUAAACAGAAAAAUGGCAAAAAAGACGUACGAUUUAUUGUUCAAAUUGUUGUUAAUAGGAGAUUCAGGUGUAGGCAAAACGUGUAUAUUAUUUAGAUUUUCUGAUGAUGCGUUUACCACAACUUUUAUAUCGACUAUAGGCAAGUCCUCCUUGGAGAUAUUUUUAUUUUUAGUUUACCUACUAUACUUUAUCUUCACGAAUGAAAAUAUCUAAUUAGGAAUUGAUAUAUGUUGAUACAGACAAAGGAAAUAAAUGCGUUAAGGUCAAGGGUAAACACUUUCAAUACCUUUUUUUGCAGGCAUAGACUUCAAAAUAAAAACGGUAGAAUUACGAGGCAAGAAAAUUAAACUCCAAAUAUGGGAUACAGCAGGUCAGGAGAGAUUUCACACAAUUACCACCUCAUAUUAUAGAGGUGCUAUGGGCAUUAUGCUUGUUUAUGAUAUUACAAAUGAAAAAAGCUUUGAAAACAUUGUUAAAUGGUUGAGGAACAUUGAUGAGCAUGCCAAUGAAGAUGUGGAGAAAAUGAUAUUGGGAAACAAAUGUGAUAUGACUGACAAGAGGACAGUUAGUAAAGAAAGGGGUGAAACGAUCGCCCGCGAGCACGGCAUCCGGUUCAUGGAAACAUCAGCGAAGGCCAACAUCAACAUCGAACGCGCCUUCACUGAGCUGGCGGAGGCCAUCUUGGACAAGACAGCGGCGGCGCAAGGUGGCAGGGGGGAGGGCGACCACGCGGACAGGGUUACAGUGGACAGGAGACAGGCGUCGCAGGGAGGCCGAUCUUGCUGCAAUUAAGACUGUAGAUUGUGGUGUGUAGAAGCGGGUGUGUUGUCAGUGUGAACUGGCAUGGCAUGUGAGCGAUUUGCUAGCCGCAUUGUCAGGUGGUAGAGAUUCACAGAAAGGGCUGUUAGGAUUUAAAUUAAUUGAUUUUUUACUCAAAAUUUGAAUUCCAAUCAGAGUGUAAUAGUUCUAUUUCUAAUUGGAACCUAAUAAAAAUCCGGGUUAAGGUUAUAUCAAAGUAGUAGUUUCUUCGUGUCCGAUGGGAAAAAUAAGGCGUAUUCUUUAAUUCACCGGUUGAGCAACCGGGUGCAACCAAUUAAUCCAUUUUACUUCUUUUAAUUUCCGUCUGAGCGACCGGUUGUACACCAAACUUGUCUAUACACUUGUCGAUAUAGUUUAUUAUAAAUUAAAGGAAGUGAAAUUGGCUAAUUGGUUGCACCGGUGGCUCAACCGGUGAAUUAAAAAAUACCCCUAAUGUCUGAUUCGUUAUUUGCAUAACCUUAUUCAAAACUGACUCUUUUUAACGAAUCGGUAUUUACAGGUGCUUACAGCUUGCAUCACCAAUUUAUUGAACAAAUUUAAAAAAUUGGCUUUUUUUCUCUGGUCAAAGGUCUUUAUGUUUUUUAGGACGUUCUCAAAAAAGGUGUUUUGGAACCCUUCUCUAAAGUUGCUAGUUUUCCUAGAUAUAAUCAAUGCAAUAUUUGAAAAAAUGUAGCGUAUUAUGUAACUUUGGACCCCGAAAAAAAAAGAAUUUUAAUGUUGUCGAACUUACUACGUAUUUUUUAAACAUCCAUUAACAAAAUCCCAAAGCAUUUUAGGAUCUAUUCUUAUUAUUGUAAACCUUUGUUUUUUAAUUGAUAACCAAGUGCGCGCCCAUAAUGUUGCAUCUCGCGCUCGCACAGAAUAUACAUUGAGCGUGCGCUUUACUGACAACUAAAAAACAACACAUUUACAAUUACAAUACCCUCUAAUUGAUAACUCAGAUGCUGGGCCAAAGGGGUAUCUGUCAUAGGUGUUACACUUUAUACUGAUUGGGUUACUGGGUGGUUCCUGACGCACUCCACUUUCCUCUGCCUCAACUGGACUCCAAAACACAUUUUUUUUAUAACAGGUCUCUCGCGAAAGAACCAUGCAGUUUCCUUGUGGAAAAUGGCUUUCAGCUAAAUUUGUUCAUCUUUCAUCAUCAUUUGUUCAUAUAGUUUUCAGCAACGCGAUCAAAAGUUCCCCCUACGGAAGCCAGAAACACCCAGAACGGGUUAUUAAUAGAUAUGGAAGGACCACAUAAAUCUUAAAAUAAUGUUAUUAGAGAAGCAAAACAUACUGUUGCUAACAUAUUUGUCACACUUAAUUUUUAAAAGUCGUGUAACCUAUUUAUCACCAGUAAAAUGGACA
This is a messenger RNA of Acanthoscelides obtectus, 2238 nucleotides long. The record is from the annotation of a GenBank genome assembly. NCBI's taxonomy places the organism in Eukaryota, Metazoa, Arthropoda, Insecta, Coleoptera, Chrysomelidae.